AUGCCACGAUCGCAAAAUUCCAUCGACUUAGAACUCAAUCCCCUCUCCCCAAUCCCAGACCAGGACUCCGAUCCUGAUCUCCCUCUCACAAUGUCCGCGCCACAGCCUAAGCCGCGCUGGCUGGACCCCAGACCAUCAACAUACCUCUCGCGCAUAACAUCGUCACAUUAUUUUCAGCGCUUCGUACAUUCGCUUAGACCGCGUUUUACAUGGCGCUACGUUACUUUUUCUACUAUAGGCCUUUAUGUGCUUUAUUGCUUUAUUACGUGGCAGCCCUUCUUUUCUUCACGACUACCGUCUUACUCUGGACCUCAUGACGUCGGAGCCAUAGAUCUCGAGAUCCCACUUCCUAAGCCGAAGCGCAUUUCGGACACCACGCUUAAAGAAAAUGGGAAAUACGCAUUCGAGGUAGAAAGCGUGCUUUUUACGGUUUAUUAUCCAUCCAUCAAAGGCGCAAAGAGUAAUGUUGCGUUACAUCCCUGGGUUCCGAAACCCAUGGGUCUUACAGCAGAAGGCUACGCGCGCGCAGCAGGCGUGAACAAUUUCCUCAUCAGACCGAUCUUUACGUUUGCGCUAUGGUUAUUUGUCGGCAGUAUCAAGAUCCCAGCGCAGGUCGACGUCCCUCUUCUGGAUGAUACGUCCAAGUUCCCUGUUAUGGUCUUUUCGCAUGGUGCUGUGAGUUCGAGAACGGAUUACACUCAUUAUCUUGGUGAACUGGCUAGUCGCGGGCAUGUCAUCGCUGCGCUUGAGCAUCGCGAUGGAAGUUGUCCUGGGACCAUGGUUCAGAUCAAGGGUGAGAAGGAUAGACCUGUCUUUUUGCUCAAGCAGAAGGAUCUUGUCUCUGAUCCGCCUAUGAACGAUACCAUUCUCAAGAAAGAGCAACUCGCCGUGCGCACUGAAGAGAUCCUGCAGACAAUCCGCGUUCUGCAAGACAUCAAUUCCGGCAAAGGUUCCGAGAUCUUCACCUCGAGCUCUCGUCGCGAGGGUAAGACGCUAGAUGCGUGGUCCAACCGUCUCGACUUCAAUCACCUCACCAUCAACGGCCACUCCUACGGCGCAACAGGCGCGCUCCAGGCUCUCAAGACCGCAAACACAACAUCCACAAACCCCGCCAUCGGCGGCAUCGCUCUCGACCCCGGCAAGUCCAGCGGACAACUCAACACCGAGAUCCCCGUCCCUCUGCUCGUCGUGCACUCCAACUCCUGGUCCAAAAAACACAGCGUCUUCUUCGGCCGCCCGCACUUCGACACCGUCGCCGAUCUGGUCCGGGGCGUACGGGACAAAGUCGGCGCAGCAUGGUUCCUAACGAGCGUUGGAACAGCGCAUCCCAGCGUGACGGAUGCGCCGCUUCUUCAACCACUGCUGCUGAACUUUGCUACGGGUGCUACUGCCGACGUGCGCAAGGCUUUGGGCGAGUAUGUCAAGGUGACGCUGGACUUCCUGGAUUAUACAAGGACUAGUAAGAAGGAUGGUGUGCUUGAUGAGGCGGUUACGCAUGAGGAGUAUGGGAAGUGGGUUAGUGAAGAGAGGGAGAAGAGUUUUCCUAAGGAAUAUGCUAAAUAUUGGGAAGUACAUGUAAGCCCUCUCAAUCGGAAGUAG
Fusarium coffeatum is the source of this 1599-nucleotide messenger RNA. RefSeq lists its product as uncharacterized. The record is from RefSeq and is a predicted model, not a curated record. Gene Ontology annotation, molecular function: 1-alkyl-2-acetylglycerophosphocholine esterase activity. Bases 1 to 1599 code for a protein of 532 amino acids. The transcript has a single exon. NCBI's taxonomy places the organism in Eukaryota, Fungi, Ascomycota, Sordariomycetes, Hypocreales, Nectriaceae.